Lathyrus oleraceus (garden pea) is the source of this 2505-nucleotide messenger RNA. Its product is annotated as ATP synthase subunit 9, mitochondrial. The coding region runs from base 2211 to 2435 and encodes 74 amino acids. Gene Ontology annotation, molecular function: proton transmembrane transporter activity. Gene Ontology annotation, biological process: proton transmembrane transport; proton motive force-driven ATP synthesis. The record is from RefSeq and is a predicted model, not a curated record. The transcript has a single exon. NCBI's taxonomy places the organism in Eukaryota, Viridiplantae, Streptophyta, Magnoliopsida, Fabales, Fabaceae.
AACCACUCGACCGAUCUCAUCCACUUGAAAAUUUGUGUAAAAGUUGGUAAUUCGACUUUCUAAUAGAGUUGUUAGUUCCGCAGCUCUUACAGAGAAUUCCAUAUUUUUUUUAAAUGAAUUUUACCGGGGUAAUGCCGCAAAAGGGGAAUCCAUCAAGGACUGAUUUAUCUUUGAUUGAUUGAAGGUCCUCGCCUAGCCUCUUAAUAAGUUAAGGUCCCAUUUCCUUUUCUUGAUCUAAUCCCUUCUUAUUAAGAUCGGUUAAUCGUCUUUGCAGUGAGUGUUCGGGCAAUACUUUUUUGCUUGAGCCAUUCUGUAAUCAUUCCAUACCUUCUACAUUCUUAGUCUUCGCUAUACGACAACAAGGGGAUUGGACUACUUAUAUAUAAGACUGGAAGGCUGCAACUGGAGGCAAUUGGACGAAAGUUGGUAAAUAAAUUCCAUGCCUUAAGCAUAGUAAAGUCACACAUCCACUAAAUGCAAUAAAAAUAAGGACGAAAAAGCAAAUUUAUUACUCCCUUGCAGGCAAAAGAAAGAACGCAUACCAAUGCCUUCUCUCGGCCUAAGGAUAAGGAGUGUUUUCUAGGAUGCUAAAGAAAAGAGAUGGCUAAGGGGCGUAGCGGGAAGUCAAGCAGGAAAGUCAUCAGUGACGGCGUAUUCUCUACCCGACAAGAGCUAUGUUGAUGCCCCCUACCAAGGGGUAACUUCCCGGUUCAUAAGCCCUUCCCUUCCAUUAUUAAAUCCAUCCAUGACAUUGUGUAUAUAACAAAACCCACUUGACCUUCCCGCUUGCCUGUAGAAUCAGAAAAGCAAGCUCAAAUCCCUGUCGAAUCUUUUGCCUGCCGACCUAUUGCAUUAAAGACCGGCAAUCGAAUCUUUGCUUGGCUUGACGAUCCCUUUCGAAUCAGCUGAAAGCCCGACCCCUUCCCAAUGUUUUCAAAGCGGAAGGCAGAAUCUCGGAUAGUUGGUUCAUGCGUUAGGUCAACCAUUCCUCUAGCAUUCCGAAGUGAGAAGCCAAGUGAACGAGCCCUGUUUUUCGAGAAUGCAAGUUCCAUUCGCAAAGCCCAAGCAAAAAGCGAGUAGACCGAACUGCUUGCUUAUGUGAGGUUCUUUCCUCUCGCUUGUUCAUCUUGUUUUGAGUACUCGACGAAAUAAUAGCAUAAGAGAAGAUAUUGGACAAUUGAGUCCACUUCGAUAUCACACCUAUUUGAGUCGGGAGUUCCUCCUUUGAUUCUAGCCUUGCUUGGGAGGGAACCAAAGAGUAUCUCGGAUAGCCUUUUUUGCGUUCGGGCAUGCCCAUAUUCAGCGACCUACUGGAUGCUGGAUUAAGAAAGGAAUAAACAACACGAGUUGCCGCGCUAUCGGAAUACAAUUGAUUCAACAAGCACGUAUGGAUAGGUUGGGCAUAGCUAUUUCAAUCUCUCUCGCACUCGCUCUCCUGAUCGACCAGACUGAAUCGAUACAAUGAAGAUAACAGAUGGGAGAGUGACCCUAAGUACAAUGAUUGCCUGCCCUAUGAGGUACCGUAUUGGGCUCAUGUUUUUCUUUUGCCCAUCCAUCAGGCAUCAGGGGUGAUCCAUUAAAACAUUGUCCACAGGCCCGACUUAAUGGGGAUCCAUUUACAUAAUCAUAAUCUAACCAGUGGUCACAUUCAAAGGAUAUAAGAAUCGGUCUAUCAUGCACUUAGUUUAAUCUAAUGGAUCCUUGGUGCAUACUUUAGAAGGUAAUUUUGCCGAAGAUUAUUUAUCGACGCAUGCGAAUAGCUAGAAGAGGGGAAGACUGGCAGAGCAUAAAGUCAUGGGGUUUGGUUUUGCAGAUCAUCAUCCUAAGUGGUUGAAUCCAACCUGAGGUAUGUUAUAUUAUAGAUAGAGAUCUUGAUUGAUGCAUGGGUCUUCCUUUCUGAUUUUUAGUAUGGGUUUCCGCCUCAUCCGGUACAUGUAUCUAAGCUGGUAGUAUCAAGUCGACGAUACAUUAAGACUUGUUGUUCGAUAGGCAAAUAUAGGAACUAUUACCACCCUAUUAUAAUAUAAUAAUAGAAUUACGGACCCAUAUCUACAAAUAGGAUAUCCGUGAGAGACUUUCUUUUACUAAAAAGAAUGAAUGCAUUGAUUGCAUUUCAAGUGAGAUGUCCAAGAGAAAAGGAACGAGGUUUUGAAGCGACGAGAACAAAAAAUCGUGAAUGAAAGAGCGUGACGAGUUUUUCUCCAUUCGAGAUGUUAGAAGGUGCAAAAUCAAUAGGUGCCGGAGCUGCUACAAUUGCUUCAGCGGGAGCUGCUGUAGGUAUUGGAAACGUAUUCAGUUCAUUAAUUCAUUCCGUGGCAAGAAAUCCAUCAUUGGCAAAACAGUUAUUCGGAUAUGCAAUCCUGGGCUUUGCUCUAACCGAGGCUAUUGCCUUGUUCGCAUUAAUGAUGGCCUUUUUGAUUCUAUUUGUUUUCUAAGUUUAUCCUUUUGAAAGGUGUAGUCCCUGAGGACGAGGCCCCCAGCAAUGGGGGGAAAGAAGAGUGGGUA